AUGGCGUCUCAAAGUGGCACUCGCCACCUCACGCCAGCCGAGCGACGCACUGCCUACGAGCUGCUCCUACAGAGCCCGUUCAAUGGCCGCCUUAAGUACGGCGCAUUAAAGGACUUUGCUGCCCACUUGAAGUGCCACUGGAAGACUAUAUCGCGAGUGUGGAAGCGUGGACGGCACUCGCUCUCCAACGGGUCACCGUAUGCCGAUGUCGCCUCGAAACUCGAGGGCAAUUCGGGUCGAAAAAAGUCACGUUUGGCUGCUGAUUUCGAGGGCGCAAUCAAGAGUGUGCCAAAGCACCAGCGUCAAACCCUCAGUUCUCUUGCGGCACCGAGUGGACUUCCGAAGACGUCCAUCGUCCGUCACAUGCAAGAGACCAAGAGGCUGAAAUCCCGAGCCAGCUACAUCAAGCCCAUGCUCACUGAAGACAACACAAGGGCGCGUCUCGACAUUGCCAAGUCUUUUGUUCGACAUUUGCCAAGUGGAAACCAUGCUUUCGUCGACAUGAACGAGUAUGUUCAUGUAGAUGAGAAGUGGUUCUACUUGACAAAAGUCAAGCGAAAGUUUUAUGUCUACGACGAUGAAGAAGUGGCCUUGCGCCUUGCGUGCGGCGCAGUCCAAGCAGUUCAUCACCAAAGUUAUGUUCUUGGCAGCGGUGGCCCGGCCUCGAUUCGACCACACGAAGAAGGCGUAUUUCGACGGCAAGACUUGGCAUUGUACAAUGUCGAAUGCCAUUCGUCCGCUGUCGAAGGUGCACUUCUCCAUUUGGAAAGUCGCCUUGGAGAGGAAGCUCAUUUGGAAGACCUGGUCAAUUCUCAAGAACAAGUAGGGUCGACAUUAGAAUAA
Molecule: messenger RNA, 843 nt
Organism: Aphanomyces astaci
Lineage: Eukaryota; Oomycota; Saprolegniomycetes; Saprolegniales; Verrucalvaceae
Exons: 3
Coding region: 1-843 (280 amino acids)
Molecular function (GO): nucleic acid binding
Source: RefSeq, a predicted model, not a curated record